Molecule: messenger RNA, 1387 nt
Organism: Carya illinoinensis
Lineage: Eukaryota; Viridiplantae; Streptophyta; Magnoliopsida; Fagales; Juglandaceae
Product: UDP-galactose/UDP-glucose transporter 3-like
Exons: 7
Coding region: 139-1137 (332 amino acids)
Biological process (GO): UDP-galactose transmembrane transport
Cellular component (GO): Golgi membrane; endoplasmic reticulum membrane
Molecular function (GO): UDP-galactose transmembrane transporter activity; UDP-glucose transmembrane transporter activity
Source: RefSeq, a predicted model, not a curated record
ACGUCUCCUAGAUUCUCAGAUUGUUUUGACCUUUGGCACCGUUUCCCUUUUCCCUUUUUUUUAUUUUUUAACACUCUGCUUCUGAUUUCAUAUUACAACGUAAAAGCUCCGGAUCUGAGUCGUCUCCGGCGACACUAAAUGGAAGUUCCCGGUGUUGGACUCCGCCGUGUAUUAGUGUUAGCCUUUUGCGUCGCCGGUAUUUGGUCUGCCUAUAUUUAUCAAGGUUUUCUCCAGGAAACUCUGUCGACCAAGCGAUUUGGUGCAGAUGGGAAGAGGUUCGAACACCUUUCGUUCCUUAACUUGGCGCAGAAUGUAGUAUGUUUAAUCUGGUCAUAUAUAAUGAUAAAGCUUUGGUCCAGUGGUAGUAAUGGCGGUGCUCCUUGGUGGACAUACUGGAGUGCUGGCAUUACAAAUACAAUUGGUCCGGCUAUGGGAAUCGAAGCAUUAAAGUAUAUCAGCUAUCCUGCCCAGGUCCUUGCAAAAUCCUCAAAAAUGAUUCCAGUUAUGCUGAUGGGUACUUUAGUUUAUGGGAUAAGAUACACUUUUCCAGAGUAUCUUUGUACUCUCCUUGUUGCGGGAGGGGUAUCUAUAUUCGCACUAUUAAAGACUAGCUCGAAAACUAUCAGCAAGCUGGCUCAUCCAAAUGCACCUCUUGGAUAUGGGCUAUGUUUUCUGAACCUUGCAUUUGAUGGAUUUACAAAUGCUACUCAGGAUUCAAUAUCCGCCAGGUAUCCAAAAACAAGUGCCUGGGAUAUUAUGCUAGGGAUGAACUUAUGGGGUACCAUUUACAACAUGGUCUACAUGUUCGGCUGGCCACAGGCUAGUGGAUUUGAGGCAAUCCAGUUUUGCAAGCAGCAUCCAGAGGCAGCAUGGGAUAUAUUUCUCUAUUGCCUUUGUGGGGCAGUGGGCCAGAAUUUCAUCUUUCUAACCAUAAGUCGAUUCGGCUCCCUUGCUAAUACCACAAUCACCACCACCCGCAAGUUUGUCAGCAUCGUGGUUUCAUCACUCCUGAGUGGCAAUCCCUUGUCAACAAAACAAUGGGGGUGCGUUGCCAUGGUCUUCUCCGGGUUGUCAUACCAGAUCUACCUCAAGUGGAAGAAGUUGCAGAGAUUUCAGAAGAAGAGAAAGCCCAUGUAACGUUUUUCAACCAUAACCCUCACCCUUCAUCAUUUUUCCCCAUCAUAUCCCUCUUUGUUAUAUCAUUUAUGGGUAGCCAUAAGGCGAAAAAAAAAAAAUUAGUAGCCAUAAAGUUGCGAUGGCUUCAAGUUUAGAUGAUACCUAAAAGGAAUCAGUUGAAUGUAACUGUAGAUUUUUAUGUAGUAGCACUAUAUUUUGCCACAACCCUUGCUCAAGCUUAUUGUUAAUAGUUUCUGUAUCUUGUAAUCUA